GAAUAUGGUGGGAUGGUCUAAGGUUGGAAGAAACGAACCCGCAAGCAGCGAGCAACCACCGCACGUUGCGACCUCCGUCUACGCCCAACCUGCCGUUUGUCAGUCCGGCCCCGGAAUUGGCAGCAGCUAGCCGGGCCGGCCAUUGGCGUCUGGCGAGGCUCAUGCGGCGAGGGGAGGGGGAGGGGUAGAAUGGGCAACGUGACGUCGUCGGUGGCGGCGAGGCUGGCCUUCUUCCCUCCGGAGCCGGCGACGUACGAGGCGCUGCCGGUCCAGGACGGCUCCGGGCUGCUGCACAUAACAGGGGUGUCGCCGGACGCCGGCGUCGAGGUGCGCGCGCUGCCUACCAGGGCCGGCACGCGCGUCGUCGCUGCCUUCUGGCGCCACCCCGCCGCCAGACUCACGCUGCUCUACUCCCACGGCAACGCUGCCGACCUCGGACAGAUGGUCGGGCUCUUCCUCGAGCUCCGCGCGCACCUCCGCGUCAACAUCAUGAGCUAUGAUUAUUCAGGCUAUGGUGCCUCUACAGGAAAACCAUCAGAGUACAACACAUACUACGACAUAGAGGCUGUUUAUGAUUGUUUGAAAAAGGAGUAUGGGAUAGAAGAAGAGGAUUUAAUCCUAUAUGGGCAAUCAGUUGGAAGUGGACCAACAUUGCAUUUGGCCUCACGUUUGGAAAAGUUAAGAGGGGUUGUCCUUCACAGUGGUAUACUCUCAGGCAUACGGGUUCUGUAUCCAGUGAAAGUGACACUUUGGUUUGAUAUCUUCAAGAACAUCGACAAAAUAAAGCAGGUUGACUGCCCAGCGCUGGUCAUACAUGGCACAGCCGAUGACAUUGUCGACUUCUCGCAUGGCAAGCGCCUGUGGGAGCUAGCGAAGGAAAAAUACGAGCCUCUAUGGAUCAAAGGCGGCGGUCACUGCAACCUGGAAACUUAUCCUGAAUACAUCAGGCACUUGCGGAAGUUCAUAAACGCGAUGGAGAAGCUCUCGAAAGAUAAAGCGGCAAAGGCACCUCAAAUGCUGCCUUCGUCGAGCAUCACCGAAGUAAAACACGACAAGUGCUUGAGAUUUGGAAAGAGAUGAAACGAACUCUUCACCAUUUUAGCUGUUAACCAUGUUGCUGCUUGUAUACAAGUUGAAGAAAUAAUAGAAGUCAGCCAAGCGGAUGGGAUUCGUUGUUGUCUCUGAUGCCGCCCAGUAUAUGCAGCAGCCUAGCUUAUGGUCCGUACGAGUUCAGAUUAGACAGACUUGUGGCUACAAUGUGCUGGAGAUGCCAAGCAAACUGGUAUUGUACCCGUGAGCUGAAUCGGGAGAGUCUAGUGGAUGCCACAAAUUAGCCUGUUCCUAGUUCAUUGAUUUUCUUUUCCUUACAUUUUUUCUCACUUGUAAUGUAGUCAUUGUGCAAAAGAUUUGAUUCUGAUUGAUUUCAACAAAGUGCACUGUAAGGCUUUAGUCC
Messenger RNA from Phragmites australis (common reed), 1453 nucleotides. RefSeq lists its product as uncharacterized. Lineage: Eukaryota; Viridiplantae; Streptophyta; Magnoliopsida; Poales; Poaceae. Bases 190 to 1080 code for a protein of 296 amino acids. The record is from RefSeq and is a predicted model, not a curated record. The transcript is spliced from 5 exons.